Messenger RNA from Kwoniella shivajii, 1062 nucleotides. RefSeq lists its product as uncharacterized. The transcript has a single exon. The coding region runs from base 1 to 1062 and encodes 353 amino acids. NCBI's taxonomy places the organism in Eukaryota, Fungi, Basidiomycota, Tremellomycetes, Tremellales, Cryptococcaceae. The record is from RefSeq and is a predicted model, not a curated record.
AUGUCUCGACCGAUGCCCACAUCAUACUCACCGUCUUCGCAAAAUGACAUCCCGAGCAUUGUUUUCGCCGGCCCAGUCCAACAGGUAUUGGGAGGCCCUUAUCAGGUACCCAAUACACAUGGGACUUCGUAUCCAGUAACGGCAGCUGAUCCCUACGAUACACAGAGAGCGGAUGGAGUCGGCCGGGCUCAACCACGCAGAAGGCCCAGACGUGAUGAGCUUUUUGGUACACGUAAUGGGAAUGAACAAACGUCCUAUGCGUUCAGCGAACAACUGGUUGGUCGUCCUUCACAAAGGAUAUUUUCAUCAACAGGAAAACCAGAUCCAAAAUACAGUAGGACUCAAGAUCAAGAUUCGAUUCUCAUCUCUCCUGAAGAAGCUGCGGGGACCUCCCAGACCUCUACUAGUGGAAGUAGAUUUCCCGGCAAGAUUUUCGAAAUCCUACAGACAAUUCGAAGCUCCGUUAAAAGCCAGACUGCAAGGAUUCGCACACUCAAAUCUCAAGUUUCACUUGUUUCUCCUCUUUCAAAGUCUAACUCCGCAUCUGUCGCACUCAAAGACCCGUCACCAACUUAUAACGAUCCUUCGGUGGACGUUGGACAUACGAUCUAUCCUGCAUCUAACGACGAUGAGUCGACCCGUGGUACCCAUGAUACUAGACGUAGAUUUGCUGGAUUGUCAAAAAGCUUUUUGUCAGCAUGCAGAUCAAAGAGUGCGUUCCUCAGAUCGUCUCAUUCUGGCACAGAGAGAAGGACAUCAACACCAUCAUCCGAGAUAUACCACGAAAAUCCACGAUCACCUUCUGAAAUUGCCCCUGUAACUCGUGGAGUCCUCCCAGAGUAUCAACAAUCCUCAGCUCACUACAGGCGUUCAACUGACAGUAGCUCAUCAAUCUACGGUGAUCAGCCAAGCGAUGAUGGAUCAAUUCACAGCCUGAGGGAUGCCCUUACCUUCGAAGAGUCAGCAACAAAUCCCCAACUACUUGCAUCGCAUCGCCCGGAUCGCCCGGAUUACUCAGAACCCGAACUUCGUUCUCGAGAUACUCUUCGUUUGCCAAUCUAG